This is a messenger RNA of Cordyceps fumosorosea ARSEF 2679, 2508 nucleotides long. RefSeq names its product coatomer beta' subunit. The record is from RefSeq and is a predicted model, not a curated record. Bases 1 to 2508 code for a protein of 835 amino acids. Gene Ontology annotation, cellular component: COPI vesicle coat. Gene Ontology annotation, biological process: intra-Golgi vesicle-mediated transport; retrograde vesicle-mediated transport, Golgi to endoplasmic reticulum; endoplasmic reticulum to Golgi vesicle-mediated transport. The transcript has 5 exons. Lineage: Eukaryota; Fungi; Ascomycota; Sordariomycetes; Hypocreales; Cordycipitaceae. Gene Ontology annotation, molecular function: structural molecule activity; protein binding.
AUGAAGCUCGACGUUAAGCGCCAGCUUUACACCCGCAGCGACCGAGUCAAGGGCAUCGAUUUUCACCCCCACGAGCCUUGGGUGCUCACGACCCUGUACAAUGGCAACGUCAACAUCACCUCCUACGACACUCAACAGGUCGUCAAGACCUUUGAGAUGACCGAUGUUCCCGUCCGUGCCGGUAGAUUUAUCGCUCGCAAGAACUGGAUCGUUUGCGGUUCCGAUGACUUUCAGCUUCGUGUCUACAACUACAACACGUCUGAGAAGAUUACCUCCUUCGAAGCCCACCCAGACUAUAUCAGAGCCAUUGUUGUCCACCCGACGCAGCCAUUUGUACUGACUGCCUCUGAUGAUAUGACUAUUAAGCUGUGGGACUGGGAAAAGGGCUGGAAGUGCGUGCGCGUCUUUGAGGGCCACAGCCACUACAUUCUGUCGCUGGCCAUCAACCCGAAGGACACCAACACCUUUGCCUCUGCCUGUCUAGACAGAACUGUUAAGAUUUGGAAUCUCGGCUCGCCACACGCUAACUUCACCCUCGAAGCGCAUGAGACUAAGGGUGUCAAUCACGUCGACUACUAUCCCCAUUCCGACAAGCCUUACCUUCUCACAACCUCCGAUGAUCGAACAAUCAAGAUAUGGGAUUACACAACUAAGUCGCUGAUUGCGACACUCGAGGGCCAUACGCACAAUGUAUCCUUUGCAGUCUAUCACCCCGAGCUGCCAGUGAUUGUCUCUGGUUCAGAGGACGGCACACUGCGAGUUUGGCACGCCAAUACCUAUCGUUUUGAGACGUCUCUCAACUAUAGCAUGGAGCGUGCUUGGUGUGUCUCUUCCCAAAAAGGACAGCAAUGCAUUGCAGCUGGUUACGACGAUGGUGUCGUGGUUGUUAAGCUUGGUCGUGAAGAGCCUGCCGUGUCCAUGGACCCUUCAGGCAAGCUUAUCUGGGCCAAGCACAACGAGGUUGUUUCCUCAAUCAUUAAAGGAGGCAACGAUCCCAUUUCGCUCCCGACCAAGGACCUCGGAACCUGCGAAGUUUACCCUCAGACUCUGAUCCACUCGCCCAACGGACGUUUUGUUGCCGUCUGUGGCGAUGGCGAAUAUAUCAUCUAUACCGCCUUGGCGUGGCGUAACAAAGCGUUCGGUUCCGCUCUUGACUUUGUCUGGGCUUCCAAGGAGAAUAGCAAUGACUUCGCCAUUCGCGAGACGCCGACGACAGUCAAGAUCUAUAAAAACUUUGCCGAAAAGUCUGGUGGCCUUGAUGUUGGAUUUCAGGCGGAUGGCUUGACGGGUGGUGUUCUUCUCGGUGUGACUGGACAGGGCGGCGUUUCAUUCUUUGACUGGGCCACCGGCGGCCUUGUUCGCAGAAUCGAGGUUGAACCGAAGCACGUUUACUGGUCCGAGAGUGGCGAACUUGUCGCUAUUGCUUGCGAGGACACCUUUUACGUGCUACGAUUCUCCAGAGAGAGUUAUGUUGAGGCUGUCCAGGCUGGCCAGGUCGAGGAUGACGGUGUGGAGGCCGCUUUUGAGGUCGUCACCGACAUCAGUGAGACGGUACGCACCGGUGAAUGGGUUGGCGACUGCUUUAUCUACACGAAUAGCACCAACCGUCUUAACUACCUAGUCGGUGACCAGACCUACACGGUGUCACACUUUGACAAGGCUAUGUACGUCUUGGGCUAUAUCCAAAGAGACUCGAGAAUCUACCUUGCCGACAAAGAUGUCAACGUUACGUCAUUCUCUCUGUCGCUGCCCGUUCUUGAGUACCAGACUCUUGUUCUGCGUGAAGAUAUGGAGACUGCGGCUGAACUGCUGCCCACCAUUCCCAACGACCAGCUUAACAAGAUUGCCCGAUUUCUUGAGGGGCAGGGUCACAAGGAGCUCGCUCUCGAGGUCGCAACCGACCCCGAACACAAAUUUGAUCUUGCCCUUGGCCUAAACCAACUCGAUAUUGCCCUGGAGCUUGCCCGCGCCGCCGAUGUUGAGCACAAGUGGAAGACUGUAGGAGAUGCAGCUCUUGCCGCGUGGGAUGUUGCGCUGGCUGCUGAGUGUUUCACACAGGCCAAGGACAUUGGGUCACUCCUCCUCCUCCAUUCUUCCACUGGUGAUCGUGACGGCUUGACCAAGCUAGCUGCGCAAGCUGAGGAAAGGGCCGCCAAUAACGUGGCCUUUUCAUGUUACUGGCUGCUUGGAGAUGUGCAAAAGUGCCAGAACAUUCUAGCGAAGACGGAGCGAUAUGCCGAGUCGGUACUCUUUACACAGACGUACAAACCAAGCCUGACUGCGGGUGCUGUCACGUCGUGGAAGGAAAGCUUAGAAAAAUCGAAGAAGGCUCGAGUAGCUAAGCUAAUUGGUCUUCCUGGCGAGGAUGAUGAUCUCUUUCCUGAAUGGGAUGCCUGGCUGAAGCUCGAGACGGAGGGUGGCUCGGUUAUCGACACUGCACCUGUUGCAGUGAAUGGCCACGAGGAGGUGGAAGAGGUCGAGGCUCAGGCUGACGAAGAUGAUGAGUAG